AUGUCGACGUCGGCUGAAGACGGGUUAACGCAACCUAAAGAAGGAGAAGCAAAGUUACCUCCGAAUAAUGAAGCCCGAUUAAUAUCGUUGAUGUUGGACAUCUUGGGGAAGUGCAUCAACCAGAAGUUCAAAACAAGCAAUUGGAUGGAUAUUCAAAAAGCAUUGAACAAAGUGUGUGGUCCACAACACCAUUACGAGAUAACACAAAUCACGAGCAAGCAUGAUCGGUUGAAAGUGAAGUGGCAUCGGUUCCACAAUAUACUGCAUAAUACAACUGGGUUCAGCUGGAAUUCAGAGACAGGGAAGCAUACGGGUGGUGACGAAGUUUGGAGCCAUUGGUUCGCGGUGCGUCCAAAGGACAAGGAGAUGAAGAGGAUGGCUUGCGUGCACUAUCGUGAGUUGACCACAAUUUUUAUCGAAAACACGCAGGCCCUGCGUGGGGCCGAACCAGUUUGCCCAAGCCAGCGGCCGACCACCCAACCACAGAGAGUCGGCGGUCUGGCCAGCCUGUGA
Striga hermonthica is the source of this 513-nucleotide messenger RNA. NCBI's taxonomy places the organism in Eukaryota, Viridiplantae, Streptophyta, Magnoliopsida, Lamiales, Orobanchaceae. The record is from the annotation of a GenBank genome assembly.